CGUAGGCCAUUUAAAGUUCAAUACUGAGUCGGAUCAGAGCAAAAAGUAACCUUAAAGUCAGGUUCCGGAGGGAAAACAGAAGUACCGUGUGUGGAGGGACUUUCAGGCGCUCAAAGCCAUAUCACCUAUAAGGGAGAACAGGUAGGAAUCAUAGCUGAUUCCUUUCACACGGGCUCAUUGUAAAUAAAUUCUCUAGGGAUCAAUCGAACAGCUGCUUACACACAAGCAGCCUCAUAUGGAUAUCCGCAUCCUCUUGUUCUGUAUCCUGACAAAGACGUUAUUCACAAUGAACACCAAAUUUUUAACACCACUCUUACCACUCUUGUUUCUGUCCCGACAUGUUCUCUCCCUACCAUCCAAUUCUGACUCAUGGCACUUACUACCUCCCAUUCCACUCGGCCCUCAGCAGGAAGAGAGCGUUGCUGCGAUCGGCGGCGACAUUUAUAUUGUCGGCGGCAUCAACCUUGUCCCUCCCAACGCCACAACCAUACCCUCUGUGAGCUACAUGCAAGUCUACUCAACAACAACCAACACUUGGCGCCGGGUCGCCGACAUCCCCAUGGCCGUCAACCACGCCAACAUGGCUUCCCUCAACGGGAAGCUCUACGUCCUCGGCGCCAUCGCCGGCUCCGGCAUUAACUACCCCAUCGCCAACAGCUUCGCCUACACCCCAGCCACAGACACAUGGGAUGCCCUGCCCCCCAUGCCCGCAGGCACCGAGCGCGGCGCCGCGGGGGUGGGCGUCUGGGGUGACAACAUCGUCAUCGCGGGUGGGCUGAACUACACCGACUUCCUCAACGGGGCGCAGACGACGGUGCCGUGGACGUCCAUGUUCAACACUCGCACGCUGCAGUGGGACACGGCAUUCCCCGACCUGCCCGACGGAGGCCGCGACCACUGCGGAGGGGUCGUGCUUGGCGACACGUUCUACGUGGUGGGCGGACGCGUCAGCGGCGAGAGAAACGUCCGCGGGACGGUGUGGGCUAUGGACCUGGGAAAGGCGACCCGGACGUGGGUGGAGAUGGAGGGUAAGAUGCCCACGCCGAGGGGAUCACACUCCACGGCGUUGGUUGACGGCAAAAUUUAUACCUUUGGGGGAGAGGGGAAUCCGGUCGGGAACGGCAUAUUUGAUAACGUCGAGGCUUACGAUGUAAAGGCUGAUAGCUGGGAGGUUCUGGCGCCCAUGCCAGAACCGCGCCACGGCACCGCCGCUGCUGUUGUGGCCGGUCGUGUAUUUAUACCUGGGGGGGCCUACAAAGGGGGAGCGGGUGCCGUAGACUCGAACCAGAUAUUUAUUCCUUAAGCGACUGUAAAGUACCUAUAAGGGUUAUUAAUCAAUUUAAUAAAAGCUAGGCUUAUAACUUUUAUAAGUUAAGGUAUAUAGUAGUAGAUAAGGUUAUAUAAGGUCAUAAAGAGUUACUUAAAUAAUGUUAUAUAGUGCC
Molecule: messenger RNA, 1442 nt
Organism: Colletotrichum navitas
Lineage: Eukaryota; Fungi; Ascomycota; Sordariomycetes; Glomerellales; Glomerellaceae
Product: kelch domain-containing protein
Exons: 1
Coding region: 236-1303 (355 amino acids)
Molecular function (GO): protein binding
Source: RefSeq, a predicted model, not a curated record